This is a messenger RNA of Hyaloscypha bicolor E, 675 nucleotides long. RefSeq lists its product as uncharacterized. Gene Ontology annotation, cellular component: RNA polymerase II, core complex; P-body. NCBI's taxonomy places the organism in Eukaryota, Fungi, Ascomycota, Leotiomycetes, Helotiales, Hyaloscyphaceae. Bases 178 to 618 code for a protein of 146 amino acids. The record is from RefSeq and is a predicted model, not a curated record. Gene Ontology annotation, biological process: transcription initiation at RNA polymerase II promoter; mRNA export from nucleus in response to heat stress; nuclear-transcribed mRNA catabolic process, deadenylation-dependent decay. The transcript is spliced from 3 exons. Gene Ontology annotation, molecular function: translation initiation factor binding; nucleotide binding.
CUCGAAUUUCUCCACGCGACGGCAGCACCCUACCAGAACCUCCUUCUUCAACCACCUUGCUCCCUUCUCAAUCCAACUCCGUCGCCUUCGACCUCCCCUCCUCAGCAACAGAUCAACGUCAAGCACACAAGUAUCGACAAGGACAGGGCAGCAGAAGGCGAGUCCGGCGUCGAGAAGAUGUCCGCACACGCACCCACCUCCCGCUCCCGCGAAGCUCCGCAAGGCGACGAAGAAGCCAGCUCCGAACUGAAGCUCGGUGAAUUCCAGGAUGUAGACGCGUUGACGCAUAGUGAAGCGGCGCUGGUUAUCAAUGCGCUGGUGCAGAAGCGGAGCGCGGAUCGGAAGAAUGUCAAUGAGACUGAGAUGCUCUCCAAAACCCGCGACUACCUAGAUCACUUCGCGCGCUUCAAGCGGAAAGAGAAUGUCGAGGCUGUAGAACGCUUAUUAUCAGCGCAUAAAGAGCUGGCGAAGUUUGAGAGGGCACAGUUGGGCAGUUUGUGCUGCGACACGGCCGAAGAAGCAAAGACUCUGGUCCCGAGUCUGCAGGACAAGAUCUCGGAUGACGAUUUGCAGGAGCUAUUGGAUGAGAUUACGAAGUUGAUGGGAUACGGCAACUAAGCCUCUCUUUCUCCUCUCUUAUGGAAUGGGAGGACACCAGAGCAUAGCCGAAAAUCG